Messenger RNA from Oenanthe melanoleuca, 4730 nucleotides. RefSeq names its product galactosamine (N-acetyl)-6-sulfatase (gene GALNS). NCBI's taxonomy places the organism in Eukaryota, Metazoa, Chordata, Aves, Passeriformes, Muscicapidae. The coding region runs from base 14 to 1669 and encodes 551 amino acids. The record is from RefSeq and is a predicted model, not a curated record. Gene Ontology annotation, molecular function: arylsulfatase activity; N-acetylgalactosamine-6-sulfatase activity. The transcript has 14 exons.
GGCGAUCACGGCGAUGCACACCGCCAUCUUGGCCCCGCCCCUCCCGCCGGGUCACGCGGGGCGGUCACGCGGGGCGGUCACGCGGCGGUCACGCGGCGGUCACGCGGCGCGCGGCCCCGUUGCCAUGGCGAGCGCGGCGCUGAGGCCGCUGUGCCUGUGCUGGGCCCUGGGCGCCGCCGCCGCCGCCCCCAACAUCCUCCUGCUCCUCAUGGACGAUAUGGGCUGGGGGGAUUUGGGAGUUUUUGGAGAGCCUUCUAAGGAAACCCCUAACCUGGACCAGAUGGCUGCAGAAGGGAUGCUCUUCCUGGAUUUUUAUACUGCCAACCCCCUCUGCUCUCCCUCCAGGGCAGCCCUGCUGACAGGCCGGCUCCCAGUCAGGAAUGGCUUUUACACCACAAAUGGACACGCCAGGAACGCAUACACGCCACAGGAUAUAGUAGGAGGAAUCCCAGAUUCUGAAUUGCUGCUCCCAGAGCUCCUGAAGAAAGCUGGUUACACCAACAAGAUCAUUGGCAAAUGGCACUUGGGGCACCGGCCCCAGUUCCACCCCCUGAGGCACGGCUUUGAUGAGUGGUUUGGGUCCCCAAAUUGUCACUUUGGGCCCUACGACAGCAGAGAGCGCCCCAACAUCCCAGUGUACAGGGACUGGGAGAUGCUUGGCAGAUACUAUGAAGAUUUCAACAUUGAUCUGAAGACAGGUGAAGCCAACUUGACUCAGCUCUACCUGCAGGAAGCUCUGGAUUUUAUUAGCAAGCAGCAGGCCAGCCAGCAACCAUUCUUUUUAUACUGGGCAAUUGAUGCCACCCAUGCUCCUGUUUAUGCCUCCAAGCAGUUCCUGGGCACGAGUCAGAGAGGGCUGUAUGGGGAUGCUGUGAGGGAGAUUGAUGACAGCAUUGGGAAGAUCCUGAAGCACCUCCAGCAGCUGGGGAUCAGUGAGAACACCUUUGUGUUUUUCACCUCUGACAACGGGGCUGCUCUCAUUUCAGCUCCCAGACAAGGAGGAAGCAAUGGACCUUUCCUGUGUGGCAAACAAACCACCUUCGAGGGUGGCAUGAGGGAACCUGCGAUUGCCUGGUGGCCCGGCCACAUCCCCGCGGGAGGGGUCAGCCAUCAGCUGGGCAGUGUGAUGGAUCUGUUCAGCACCAGCCUCUCCCUGGCGGGUCUGCAGCCUCCCAGUGACAGACAGAUUGAUGGCAUCGACCUUUUACCUGCCCUCCUGCAGGGCAAGCUAAUUGACAGGCCCAUUUUCUAUUAUCGUGGCAACGAGCUGAUGGCAGUGAGAGCUGGGCUUUACAAAGCUCACUACUGGACCUGGAGCAACUCCCAGGAGGAGCACAGCAAGGGCAUUGAUUUCUGUCCUGGCCAGAGUGUGGCUGGAGUGACAACACACACCCAGGAGGAGCACACUUACCUGCCCCUGCUCUUCCACCUGGGCAGGGACCCUGGUGAGAAGUACCCUUUAAGUUUUGCCAGUGAGGAGUACCAGAGGGCUGUGGAGCACAUCUCAGGGCUGGUCCAGCAGCACAGGGCCACCCUGGUGCCAGGCCAGCCCCAGCUGAACGUGUGUGACCAGGCUGUCAUGAAUUGGUCCCCUCCAGGCUGUGAGAAGCUUGGGAAGUGCCUGAAAGCACCAGAGUCUGAUCCUAAGAAAUGCUCUUGGCCUCACUGAUGGCUGCAGCCCUGCAGAGCUCCCCAGAGGCAGCUGGACAUGCAGUUUGCAGUGCCUGCUCCUGUGGCACUCCUGUUUACACAGGAAGGGUGUGUGAUGUGUGCAUGAUAUCAUCACUUGCUCUUCCAAAAGGGCCAGUGUUUAUAUUCCUCGUGCUCAGGGUUUAGCCUCUACCCCUCUCUUCUCCCAGCUCUUUCCCUACAUGGUAACUCCAGUGAGGAUUGGUGCAGCUGGAAAAGCUCUCUGGACAGCCACCACUCCAGGAUGCCAAGGGUCACUCCUGCUCCUUCCAGCCCACCUUGCUCACUGGGGUGCCCCAACAGCAGCCAUGGGACAGGUCAGGAAGCUCAGAGCUGCCAGAGAGCCCUGCCCAAACUGCCCGUGUUUUGUUUGCCUGUAACUUGUUGUUUUAACAUUUGAUUUCCAUUGUGAGCUCUGCACAUCAACUUGUUUUUCCUUUCUCCUGAAGUUUGUGAGUCCUGGGUGCAAACAGGGGAUCCCCCUGUUCACAGCUGAGGGGUUUGGAUCCAGGGACUAUGCCCUGAAUUCCUUCCAUGUGUAGCUGCAAACAUUCCCUAGGCUGUGGUGUAAGGAAAGGUGAGGGCUGUGUUCAGGUGGGUGCUGGGUUGGGGUUACAGCCCCUGCCAGUGCCUGAAGGAGCUCCCAGAGAGCUGGAGAGGCACUUUGGACACAGGGAAUGGCUCCCACUGCCAGGGGCAGGGCUGGAUGGCAUCUUGGGCAGGAAUUCCUCCCUGUGAGGGUGGGCAGGCCCUGGCACAGUGCCCAGAGCAGCUGUGGCUGCCCCUGGAUCCCUGGCAGUGCCCAAGGCCAGGCUGGACAGGGCUGGAGCAGCCUGGACAGUGGAAGUGAGGUUGCACUGGAUGAGCUUUGAAUCCCUUCCAACCCAGACCAUCCCGGGAUUCUGUUCUGUUAUUGGUGCAGGACAUUUGUGGGGAGCUGGGGGUGAGGUGCUCAUUUCAGGGCUCUCCUUAAUUUCCAAAAAUCUGUGUCUAAAGCUGGUCCAAGCCAUGCUUCCCAUCCCAUGCUCUGGGCCCAGCCAAGUGCAGGCUCAGAAAUGCCCCUUUGCCUCAGCCCUUGACUCCUGACCCCAUUUCCAGCCCAUGCUCUCUGAGGAAUUCUCCUUGUGCAAACUUUGCCCAGGCUGGGAGUAGCUCUCCUUUAGCCAGAGUUCCUGGGGAGCACAAUUGCUCAAUUCCACAGAGCAGAUCCCUGCUCUGCCUGGGGCCUGUUCCACACCCUUCCCUGUCCCCAGUAAACCUGUCUGGAUUAAAUCAGCUCCUCUGGGCCCUCAGGGCAGCAGCUGGAGGGAGCCCUGAGCCUGUUUGGGUUCAGCCUGAAAGGAGAGGUUUAGUUUGGAUGUAAGGAAGGAAUUGUUCCCUGUGAGGGUGCAGAGGCCCUGGCACAGGUGCCCAGAGAAGCUUGGAGCAGCCCUGGAUAGUGGAAGGUGUUCCUGCCCUUGGAGGGGGUGGAACAGGAUGAGCUUUUAGAUCCCUUCCCACCCAAACCAUUCCAUGAUUCCCCAUUUGUCCUUCCACCCCUGCAGUCUUUUCCAUGUGCCCUCUCUGGGUGAUGUUGUGCUGUCUGAGGAAAAUCCAGAUGCUCUGUACCUGGGAACAGCUCAAAUUCCUUCCCAAGCAGUGGGAGCUGCUUGAGAGCUCUGCUUCUGUGCCAGCUGCUGUGCUCCACUGGCUCUGGGCUCUCAGCUGCUUGUUCCUCCCCUCCUGUAAUCCCAAACAAUCCAUUCCCAUCUUUAUGUACCUGUAAUCCCCUCCAUGGUAAUUCCUGGUGUGUGCCUCAUGAAGCUGGAUAAUCCCAUCAGACUGGAAUAAGAGUCAGCUCUUGCUGUUCCACCUCUCAGAAAUCCCAGCCAGCAUUUCAGGGAUCCUGCACAUCUGCAAGUGACAUUUGUUUAUAGCCCACAUUGCUUAGGGUGUUCCUAAUUGUCAUUCAAGUGUAUCAUGGCAUUUCCAGCUCAUCCAGAACAUUCCUCCUUGUUUAGACACAGCUCAAGGCUUGGGAGAUGUGGCCAGCAGCUCCCUCAGAGGUGAGGUGAGGGCAGGGAGCAGCUGUGGGUCUGUCAGCACAGGGCACCAGGUAAAACCAGAUAAAACCAGAGCUGGGAAAGGGGCUCAGCCUGGGGAAAAGGAGGCUCAGGGGGAAUCUGUGGCUCUGCACAACCCCCUGACAGGAGGGGACAGCCCCAGGUCGGGCUCUGCCCCAGGGAACAGGGACAGGAGCAGAGUUGUGCCAGGGGAGGGUUAGGUUGAAUAUCAGAGAAUUUUAUUCAUGGAAAGGGGAAAGCACUGGCACAGGGCAGAGGUGAUACCCCAUCCCUGACGUGGAUGUGGCACUGGGGUGACCAUGGUGGUGCUGCUGGGCUCAGGCUUGGGCUCAGUGAUCUCCAAGGUCUUUUCCAACCUCAGUGACUGAGCCCACAAUUCUGUCACUGAGCCCUGCUCUCACUGCAAAGCUCCCACCAGAGGAGGGAGUCCCUGGCUGCAGCUCCCUGGCAGCCCUGAAAGCCUUGAGAGGUAACAGCAUUUUGUGGGAUUUUGUGCUGCUUAGGAAGGGUUCCCCCAGCAUUAGAGCUCCUCAGCCCCCAGAAUUUGCUCUGGACACCUCCUCCCUGUCCCCUGCCUGCUGCUUCCUCCUUUUCUCUUUCACAGCUGCACUCUGGAAGCUCCUGCUUUGCCCCUGGAACUUGCUCUGAGCAGCCACAGGGUUUGUCCCCCACUCCCAGCACAGCAAACCCUCAUUGCUCCCUGGAAUGAUCUCAGGACACAGAUCCUGGAGGAGAACUUUGUACUUGAAAAGUAAGUGAAGCCAUGGAGUGUCUGUUUAGAAUAAAAGGGCAUGAAGCAGAUAAUAAAUAAUCAGGGUUUAAUGUGACAAAGCUUCUGCUUUAAAUUUAAAUAGGAAUAGUUGUUUUACAGCUGGAUUAUAGUUGGAAUUUCAAAUUAAUGCUUUUUCUAAAAAUGUACAGAUUUAAAAGUUGUGAGGUGAAGAACUAAUGAGGACAAAUAAACUUAAUUUAUCAGCA